GUGACUAACAAUAAUAAUGUAUUAAAUAUUUGUAGUAUUUUGGUAUUUAGUUACAAUACCAAAAUUUGGAUACCUAGUGCUUUUGGUUUUUUUACAUUAAUCUUUAUCCAUUAAUUUUUUCAAUAACCAGAAAUAAUGUUUAAAAUAUUUGGAAAUUAUUAAAUUUUUAUUGAUAAAUUACUUUACUGCCAUGUCACUAUUCAUAAUAAACGAAAAUACUAAUUUUGAGCACAUUAUUGGUAUUCUUUUUAAUAACUGGACAGCUUUAAAAUUAGCCAUUGAUCAUGGAAUGGGAGGAUCACUAGAAAUGACCCAUUUCAAGAUAACUGAUCUUAUAAAGAAUAUUCAUGACUUUCUACAAAAAUCAGGAAAUGAAUCAUGUUGGACGGGUGUAUCAGAUAUAAUAGAAGAUGUUAUGGAUGUUGGUUUUGAUGUAGUUCUUGAAGAUUUAUCAGCUGAUGAUUUAGGAAAACAUAUCUGUAAAGUUUAUUGUGAUUGGAAUCAGUCAAUCCAAAGUCGUCUUCAUGUAAUUGAAGAACUUAGAUCAAUGCCAAUUACUAUACCAAUUCAAGUUUUACCUAUCAAACCAUCACAAUCAAAAAAUAAGAAAGAAGAUUCAUCUUCUAGCGAUGAAGACCACGAAUCAGAUCUUGAAGAAGGUUGGACUGUUGUAAAACAUAAAUAAAUGUAUUUAUUAUUUUAUAAGUUUAAAAAAUUCAAAAUAAAUUCUAUGCAAAACUUGUAUAAUAUAUUUAGGAGAUCAAGAAUUUACAAUUAAAUAUUGUUGUAUAUUAAUUGAUUUA
Messenger RNA from Daktulosphaira vitifoliae (grape phylloxera), 803 nucleotides. RefSeq lists its product as uncharacterized. The coding region runs from base 191 to 685 and encodes 164 amino acids. Lineage: Eukaryota; Metazoa; Arthropoda; Insecta; Hemiptera; Phylloxeridae. The record is from RefSeq and is a predicted model, not a curated record. The transcript has 4 exons.